This is a messenger RNA of Galendromus occidentalis (western predatory mite), 2622 nucleotides long. RefSeq names its product choline transporter-like protein 2. Bases 157 to 2463 code for a protein of 768 amino acids. Gene Ontology annotation, biological process: transmembrane transport. The transcript is spliced from 15 exons. Gene Ontology annotation, molecular function: transmembrane transporter activity. Gene Ontology annotation, cellular component: membrane. Lineage: Eukaryota; Metazoa; Arthropoda; Arachnida; Mesostigmata; Phytoseiidae. The record is from RefSeq and is a predicted model, not a curated record.
GUUUAGAGGGAUCGGUGAGAAUAUCCUCCGUGCCCCUGGUAGCGGUCGCCUCUAGCAGCGCAGUGCCCUGCCCGGAAAGUACAUGCAAACGUGAACUUCUCUUGUGAGCGACGGAUACUCGUGGCUGAUCGGUGAAGCGAGCGACCCUUCGGGAGAAUGCCGAGGAAACGUCGAGACUCAUACUCGGAUGAAGACUCCUACGAUCGAAGACCCCAGAGACGGCGCGAUGACCACCCGCGCCGGUACGAUCAACGUGAGGAGUCCGGGCUCGAUCUUAGGGAUGAUCGCCGCCGAGUAGAUCGACUGGACGACCGAUGGCAAGAUCGUCGGGACCACCGAUGGCAAGAUCGACGGGACGAUCGCCGCGAUGAACGACGCGGGCGCAGGCAUCGAUCGCCGGAUGACUCACUGCGGAAGAGAGAGCCGUCUCCGAAACGGAAGAUUCCAACAAGGGUCAGGAGAUCCUGUACCGAUGUCGUUUUCCUGCUACUCUUCAUCCUGACAGUGGUGACGUGGCUCGCACUCGCUAUGAUCGUAUUCACGCAAGUCAACGUGAGAGAAUUGAUAGCGAACAUCGUGAAGGACGGACAAGACGGUCGGUGCGGCGCAGAGGGUCGAGGAAAGUUUUUGUACUUGAAAAAUUUCAAGGAUGUGUUCAAGAUGGAUGGACUUCUGCCAAAUAUCGGUUCAGACGACCGGGAGAAGUGGUGCGUCGAGGAAUGCCCCCGAGAGCUAAUAUAUUUCAAUACGACAACUAACGAGGCAGAUGUACAAUACAUGGCCUGCUUCGUCAAUGCCACGGAGCGAAUACGAGCGAAGCGUGGAGGUCAAAAACUCACGGAAUUGAAGAAUCAAAUCGAAGAGAAACAAUGUGCCGAAUACGUUUACCCAACGAGAACAAUCCUGUCCUUCUGCAUUCCCGACCUGCGCGAUCUCAAUCAGAAGCUCGAAAAAAUCAUAGAAAGAAAACACGCCGGCGAAUUGUCCCAGUAUGAUUGGGAAUUUCACAAGAUGAAGUCGAACAACGUGACUCAAGAAAUCACCGAGCUUGCACAACCCGAGACUGUUGUCCAAAUCGUAUUGGACCUUUGGGAUUCGCGUCUUCUGAUAUUGGGAGGACUCGGGGUCUCGUUGAUCUUGGCUCUGCUCUGGAUGCUAUUGAUGCGAUACUUCGCUGGUUUCAUCGUCUGGGUCACGACACUUCUCUUGCCUGCUGUUUUCGGAGCGCUGACCGUAUUCUGUGGCUUUUGGACCUACGCGAUACAUGGCGUCAACCAAGAUAGCUUCCAAGUGCAACGGAUCUCCAAUCCCGUGUACCUCGUUUCACGAUACGAAUUCCGUUUGGCCGUUUCCAUCAUUGUGGGAACUUUUUUCCUCGUUUCGCUCGCGCUAUUAGCGUUCCUGUGGAAGAGGAUUAGAGUUGCGGUCGCUCUCCUGAAACAGGCGUCGAGGUCCAUCAGCAACUUGCCGACGCUCUUAAUCUUCCCAAUCUUCCCAUACUUGCUCCAAGCCGCAGGUGUUGCUCUCGGGGUCUCGAUUAUCUUUUUGAUUUCGACGCUGCGAUCUGAGGUGGCAAAGAAGAAUAAUGACUUUGUGAACACCUGCAAAGAAGCAUUGGGAGCUUUGUCCAGCGAGGAUGCUUGCGUCCACAUUUUGACAGCCCUUAGCACCGGCGUCUAUGUACACGUGUUCAACAUAUUCUGUUCCUUCUGGAUUGUUAUGUUCGUCGGAUCUUUCGGCUACCUGGUAGUCGCUCACGCAGUCGCCAGAUACUUCUGGACUCACAAGGACGCGGGCACCGAGUGUAUGGCCGUAGGGGCUUCUUUCGGCACAGCGGCGCUCUACCAUACGGGAACGGUCGCGUUCGGCUCGCUGAUCGUGUCCAUCGUAUCGAUCGUACGAAUCGUCCUAGAAUGGUUUCAGAAUAAGACGAAAAAAAGUGGCGAUUCUUCAUGGCUUCACAAGGUUGCCAAAUGCUGCUCUUGUUGCUUCUUCAUACUGGAGAAGUUUCUCAAGUAUAUCAACAAGAAUGCAUUUAUCAUGGUUGCGAUGUAUGGUAAAAACUUCUGCCGAUCAGCUGGGAAGGCGUUCUCUCUGAUCGUUAGCAACGCCCUCCGGACCCUCGUCGUCACCAAACUGACAGAUUUUGUGAUCUUCAUCGCAAAAUUCGUGACUUCGGCCACUUCCGCUAUGAUCCUGUACUUCGUGAUCCAAGCAGAAUCGUUGCAAAGACCGCUGAAGAUCCCGCCACUUUUCUCUGUCUUCGUUCCAGUUGUCGCAACCGGAAUCGCUUCCUUCGUGGUCACCUCUUGUUUCUUCAAUGUCUACCGGAGCGCCGUCGAUACUCUUUUCCUGUGUUUCCUUGAGGACAAGAAGAUCAACGACGGCUCAAGGGAGAGACCGUACAAAAUGCCGAGCGAGCUGAAAAAGAUUUUCGAUCGAAAAAAUCACAGGAGAGCCUAGAAACCUCAUUUUUCUCUGCUUCAGCGUUCGUUAUCGGAGUUCGUCCACUCGAAGAAUCUAUUAAAGUUCGAGGAGGGGCAUCGGAGACAGUGUCUGGGGCCGGAUGAACACCAUAUGUGCGGAUUGCGAAGUCUGUCGGAAUAAAGCUUGUAUCAUACA